GAGAUAACGAGCGGAAAAUGGCCACGAGAAACUUAACCGAGCCCUUCGUUUUAAUGCGAAACAACGCUCUGCAGAGCAGGCACAUUUACGCCGAACAGAAUCUAACCGACCGCGCGGCACUGGUCGAAUCGGACUCCGGCGGAUCCGACAAUGUAGAGCUGAAGGGCGUGAGCGUGGACAGCGGUGCGCCGCCCGCCUGGGCGGACGCUCUGGAAGAGACGCAGUACAUCCUGAGCAGAUUACGGGUGAAGAUAGACAGCCUGGUCGAGCUGCACUCCAAGCAGCUCACCAGGCCCACCUUGGACGACACGUCUCAGGAGGAAAGGCAAAUGGAGCAACUGACACGAGAGAUCGGACGCGCGUUUUCCAGCGGCUACAGACAAGUACAAACAAUUAAGUCGGCUGGCAGACACGAGACCAAGCCUGCGGAAUGUCGGCUGGCUGCCAGCGCGGUAAUGGCACUUUCGACUGCCCUGCAGGAGUUAGGUCUUCUAUACAGGGCGGCGCAGAAUCACUAUCUGACACAGGUGAAAUCAAGGGAAGAGAGGAACAACUUGUUCUUCGCGGAAGACCAAUCGCUUUUGGACAACGUAGCGACCGAUUCUUGGCUGACGGAAUCAAACGAGGCAACUGGUGACUAUUGGCAGAAGUAUGAGCAAAGGCAGGACUCGGUCUUGUUGCAAUUGGAGGAGCCGGAAAAUAGGAUGAAGCUAGCAAUGGAGAGGGAGGAACAGAUUGGAAGUAUAGUUCAAAGUAUAGGGGACUUAAAGCAUAUUUUCAAGGAUCUUGCGGUAAUGGUACAGGAUCAGGGUACUAUUUUAGAUCGGAUCGAUUACAACAUCGAGCAAACGCAAGUACAAGUACAGGAGGGCUACAAACAGUUAAAGAAAGCUGACUCGUAUCAGAAAACCAAUAAAAAGUUGUACUGCAUCGUGGUCCUCGCGGCUUCUAUCAUAUUACUUAGCUUCUUGUUCGUUAUAUUUAAAACGUAGAAUAAAAUUAACGUAAAAGUAUAUUUGUUGGUAUUUAUCAUCGUGUUCUGUAAGAUGAAACAUCUUUAUAGAGAGUUUGUUGUAUAUAAUGAUGGAAAGCUAUUUUUCAAAAUAGUACGUGCAAUUUUUCUCAAGUGUUUUAUUGUCGGGCAAAAAAAAAUGUAUUCGUACGAUUACUAAUGUGUCUGUUCGGUCCAUCUGUUUAUGGAUUAAUACGAUAGAAAUAAUCAGCUAUGAAUGUGGCAUUAAUCCCUUUAAUCAAUGCUAAUCUCGCUCUGUAUAAAUUAGUUUUAAAACGAUCCUUCGUAACAGUCCCUGCAAUUUUAUUUAGAUAAUCCCGCUGUAUUUUAUUUCUAAUACGUGUAUACUAAGAGUGAUCGCAAAAAUAAGAUUCAUCGUAGAAUAAUUUAUUUAUCUCACUUAAAUGUAUAUUUUUUUAUAGCGACAAUGUAUAAAUUAUUUUUUAUUUCCGUGUAAUAUCGCAACGAUGGAAAAGAAGUGCGGUUUAACUUUUUAUACCCGUAUUGUAAACUGUUCUGUACAUCCAAUUGUUAAAUGAUCAUUCCAUAAUAAAAUAAUGACUGAUUAAGUCCUAUAAA
Vollenhovia emeryi is the source of this 1591-nucleotide messenger RNA. RefSeq names its product syntaxin-16 (gene Syx16). Gene Ontology annotation, cellular component: SNARE complex; endomembrane system; membrane. The transcript is spliced from 5 exons. Gene Ontology annotation, biological process: intracellular protein transport; vesicle fusion; vesicle-mediated transport. Gene Ontology annotation, molecular function: SNARE binding; SNAP receptor activity. The record is from RefSeq and is a predicted model, not a curated record. Bases 18 to 992 code for a protein of 324 amino acids. NCBI's taxonomy places the organism in Eukaryota, Metazoa, Arthropoda, Insecta, Hymenoptera, Formicidae.